GUACUGCAACAAUGCACACGUUCUUUCAGUCAUAGCAACAGCGCUAAAACUAAGCAUCGCUUUCCCACAUUUUAUUUGCGAAAAUACCAGUUGGUUGGACAAUGUUUAUUUUAAGCCUAUAUUUGCUUUAAAUCGAUUAAAAAACAUAUACUACAACCCUGCAGCAGUGCAUCCUAUAUAUUGUUUUGACUAGCGUUGGAUCUAAAUUGAUCUAAAUGGUAAUAUUUCAUGAAGCUGGAUUAGGAAACAACGUUGCAGCUGCUCGUGUUGUGGGUUGAGGGGGUGGGGACGUGUGUCUGAUCAUAACAACAGAUCUACAAACGCUCUGCGUCAGGUCCGCUCUGCUAAUGCUGCUAUAGGCUUGCUUAUAGACCUGCGGUGCGACCUCACGCCCUCCAAAAGAUUUUACAACGCGCUUCGACCCCUCUCUCCGCUAGCUUGUCCUCUACAUGGACUCGGAGUUUGUUACUCCCCGAAGCAGCGUGUCCUCCACAUGGACCGUGUCGUCUCCUAACUGCAGGCUCGGGCUCUUCCCGUCAGGGUUUUCGCAUGGCCGGAGCCUGCUGCAAAUGUCCGGCCUCUCUGUCCGUGUUGAAGCGCUCCCUCUCGGUGGCGCCGCGAGGCUGCGGCUCCUCUCCCCCUCGGUCGGUCCUGCAGGGCUGGAGGAGGCGCGGGGACAGGGGCCUGCAGGAGGCAACCAGACCCAGUAGUGCCCUCAAAACCGCGGGUUUCUACCGACAAACAGCAUUUCUUUGUCUCUCCUGCCAGGAGUCCAUGAGCGACAGUCUGCGGACCUGCUACGUAUAUCUGAAUCAGACCAGCAGGAGCUUUGCGGCCGUGAUUCAGGCGCUGGACGGAGAGCUGAGACAUGCGGUUUGCAUCUUCUACCUGGUGCUUCGUGCACUGGACACAGUUGAGGACGACAUGACCAUCCCUUUGGAGAAGAAGGCGCCCAUGCUUAACAAUUUCCACACGUACCUGUACCAGGAGGAGUGGUGCUUCACUGAGAGCCAUGAGAAGGACCGUCAAGUUCUGGAGGAUUUCCCUACGAUAUCACUGGAAUUUAGAAACCUUGCGCAGGAAUACAGAGACGUCAUCUCUGAUAUCUGCCACCGGAUGGGUGUCGGGAUGGCAGAAUUUCUGGAGAAGAAGGUGGGAUCCAUGAAAGAGUGGGACCUGUAUUGCCACUACGUUGCCGGUCUCGUCGGCAUCGGUCUGUCGCGGCUCUUCUCUGCCUCCCAGCUGGAGGAUCCAGAAGUGGGACGGGACACGGAGCUGGCAAACUCAAUGGGCCUAUUCCUGCAGAAAACAAACAUCAUCCGAGACUAUCUGGAAGAUACUCAGGAGGGACGGGCCUUCUGGCCAAAAGAGGCGUGGAGCCAGUUUGCGAGUCGUCUGGAGGAUCUAGCCCAGCCCGAGAAGCUGGAGUCGGCUCUGUCCUGCCUUAACCUGCUGGUCACCGACGCUCUGCGUCACGUCCCCGACGUCAUCGCCUACCUGUCUCGGCUGCGCAACCAAAGCGUCUUCAAUUUCUGCGCCAUUCCACAAGUGAUGGCAAUAGCUACCCUCUCAACAUGCUACAACAACCCGAUGGUGUUUCAGGGUGUGGUGAAGAUCAGAAAGGGACAGGCUGUCACCCUAAUGAUGGAAGCCACCAACAUGAGAGCUGUGCAGACCAUCAUCGCCCAGUACAGUCAAGAGAUUUUACAGAAGGUCUCCCUCACCGAUCCGACGCGGGACAAGACGCUUCACAUCCUGGCUGUAAUCCAGGAGAAGUCUGCCCUUCCUCAACCUGACCUCAGCUGCAGGAACCACCACCUGUCUCCUAUGUACCUGUCGGCUGCCAUGCUGCUGGCCGCGCUGAGUUGGCAGUAUCUCAGUACGACAGCUGCCCAGGCGCAGGGCACAGGUGACAUGCAGUGACUCUCUUCCUGAUUAGACAACCCCUGUCUUUUCCUGGACAUCUAGUCCUUCUCUUCCUUGGGAAAUCUAAGGAAUGUCUUCCCACAUUGGAGUCCCACACUGGCUAUUAAAGAACCACAGGCUUAUUGAACUUUGGGAUUCUUUUUGCAGCCUGAUCUAAAAAAAAAAAAUUCUGCGUUCUCAUCCAUUUUGUGUUUACCGCAAAAGGACAAUUUUUGGAUUUUAGACAACAACUAUCAACCUUUGUGAAGUUUCACUGAUUUUUGUUUUCUGAAAUUUUAGCUUUUUGUGUUCUUGUUGAAUCCUCACUGUGAGAAACUCUUGAAAGUACAUCAGCAUUUGCACUGUUGGAUCACAUGGACAUAUUCCUAUAACCGAUUUAGAACAUUUCGUGUUUCAUUCAGUUUUGAAUUUAUUCAGCAAUAUAUGGGAAAGAUCUUUCUGCUAAUUUUAUCACUCAUGAACUAAAAGAAAUGGAAUAAAGUAAAAUAGAUUUUGAACAAGAGGAAUUUGUUGGCAAAGUGUCCUUAACAGCUUUGGUGAGUAGAAAGGCUAGCACAGAGUGACCUUGUACAGAACCAAAGGAGGACUACAAACAUUGCUAUGUAAUGUCAUUUUCAUUUGUACAUAUUUUGAAAUGAAAUGAAAUGAAAUUUAUUUGAACAUGAUACAAAUAUAAAAAUAAAAUAUUUGAAGAAAUAAAGAAUCUAAAGGGUGCAAUCUGUGUGAAAUCAGAGUAAGCUUGCACUUCUGUUUCA
Messenger RNA from Gambusia affinis (western mosquitofish), 2681 nucleotides. RefSeq names its product farnesyl-diphosphate farnesyltransferase 1 (gene fdft1). Bases 550 to 1923 code for a protein of 457 amino acids. Gene Ontology annotation, cellular component: endoplasmic reticulum membrane. The record is from RefSeq and is a predicted model, not a curated record. The transcript has 7 exons. Gene Ontology annotation, biological process: cholesterol biosynthetic process; farnesyl diphosphate metabolic process. Gene Ontology annotation, molecular function: squalene synthase [NAD(P)H] activity. NCBI's taxonomy places the organism in Eukaryota, Metazoa, Chordata, Actinopteri, Cyprinodontiformes, Poeciliidae.